Molecule: messenger RNA, 3731 nt
Organism: Sarcophilus harrisii (Tasmanian devil)
Lineage: Eukaryota; Metazoa; Chordata; Mammalia; Dasyuromorphia; Dasyuridae
Gene: RPL7L1
Product: ribosomal protein L7 like 1
Exons: 7
Coding region: 1305-2048 (247 amino acids)
Biological process (GO): maturation of LSU-rRNA from tricistronic rRNA transcript (SSU-rRNA, 5.8S rRNA, LSU-rRNA)
Cellular component (GO): cytosolic large ribosomal subunit
Molecular function (GO): structural constituent of ribosome; RNA binding
Source: RefSeq, a predicted model, not a curated record
CAAGGUUGCUCUUCCUCACCCCCAAGGUUCCAUCUCCUGUGUCCCUGCCUUUGCGCGGGCUUUCCUCACAUCCCCUUUUGUCCGUUGCCGCUUUCUGUCGGAAGCUGGUCCUCAUGGCUUGCAUUCCUACAGCACUGCAUCUAUUUCUCUAUGUUGGCUUCUCGUAAACACGUAAGCUCCCAAGGCGGAGACUGGGUGGAUUUUGUUUUGUGUCCCCGCGCUUUAGCGCUGUACCCGGUGCAGCGCUUCAUGAAGACUGCUUGAUUUGCGGGGGUUUUUCCCCCCGGCAGCUCCUCUCAGCUCCCCCGCGACCCUUAGCCUGGACUCUCUGCUUGACUCCCACUGACUGGUCUCUGCUCUCCAGCAAAGUGUCAUCUUCUACCGUGAGUGGAGCCUAUCAAGUGAUCUCCGGAGUGAUUUGAUCCUCCUCCCACACUUGAGGACCCCUCCGCCCCUCCCGAAAGAUGUCCUCAGGCGCCUCGUUGAGACAGACGUAAAAUGCGUGCCCACUUCUAUCGGGGGAGACCCGGGGUCUCUUUCGGCCGCCGCCUUCGGCCCGAGUUAAUGUCAAGUCAAGCUCUUCACAUUUAAGCUUCUGCAAACUUCGUUAGGACCUUAAUUUCUCUCGUUGAUUCUCUGUCCGCAAAAUCGGGUCCCGUAAGUAGUUAGUAUCCCGAUUUCAGAGAGGGGAAACUGAGGCGUAAUUGUCUGCGACUAGCCCCGGAGCACAUAGCUGACUUGUACCGGACUCUUUACACCGCACUCAAACGGCUUCUAAUACAAUUUAAUCUAAACAAAAUAAUAAUCACGACAACCCAGAAUUGUGUCCUGGGGUUUUGUUUUGUUGGGGGAGGAGGAUAAAGAAAAAGGGAAACAGACCAGCGCGGGAAGUGACGUCACCGUUAAACCCCUGGAACUGUGGGGAAUGGAGUUUGUUAUGAACUCCGAAAACAACUACUACAAUAGAAGAUUGUCACGCUGAAAGGGUCUGAGUGCUUUCAGACUCUCGGCUUCCGGGCAUCUUCUGCAAAGCCGCUCUGCUUUAUGGGAAAUGUAGUUUACUUUCCCCGUCUCGGGUCGGAAGAAGACGCACGUGAGUGAGAAAGGAGAUUUAGUACCUCUCCCCGGGAGCAGGGCUUGAGUGCCAACGCCUCUUUCCCUCUUUACCAAUCUCGUUUUCCGGAGGCAAGAAUCCCCGGAGGAGGAGGCCGACCCUAUGAUCCAAUUAGCUUAUUAAGGAUCUGCGUGAGCGUCUCUGCGGAGAGACUGGGACUGCGCAUGCUCAGUAAGGGACGCAGGAAAACAUGGCGGAGCCCGAGGUCAGAAGAAAGAUCCCUUUGGUUCCGGAGAAUCUUCUGAAGAAGAGGAAAGCCUAUCAAGCACUCAAAGCUACUCAGGCUAAGCAAGCACUCUUGGAAAAGAGGAAGCAAAAAAAGGGGACUCAGCUCAAAUUCAGACGACUGGAAUCAUUUGUUCAUGAAUCCCAUCGUGUAUCCCGUGAUGUAGCUCGACUCAAGCGCUUGGUUUCAAAGCCUGGGUGUUAUGUGCUGAAGGAUGCACAUCGUCUGGCCUUUGUGGUUCGAAUGGAGAAGAUUAAUGGAGUGAGUAACCAGGUGACAAAGACAAUAGAGGAACUUCGUCUGAAGAAAAUUUAUAGUGGCGUCUUUGUUAAAAUCACCCCAGCUUCCUUAAAGAAGCUUCGAAUUAUAGAACCUUAUGUGGCUUGGGGAUAUCCUAAUUUAAAAUCUGUCCGUGAGCUUAUUCUGAAACGAGGACAAGCCAGGAUAAAUAAUAAGAAAGUCUCCCUAACAGAUAAUACUCUGAUUGAAGAACAUCUAGGGCAGUUCGGUAUCAUUUGCCUAGAAGAUGUCAUCCAUGAAAUCUGCUCAGUGGGGGAACAUUUCUCUCAGGUUUCGAGGUUUCUGUGUCCUUUCCCCCUGUCUGUGGCCUGCCAUGCUGCCAAGAACAGAGUGGGCUUUCUCAAGGAAAUGGGCAAACCUGGCUACAGAGGUGAAAGCAUCAAUCAGAUCAUUCGGCAGCUGAACUAGGUUGAGAAUCUCAGAAGAUUUCUAUCUUUUCUGAGUUUAUACUCAGUAUCUUCAAAGAAGAUUUCUUUUCUGAUGGAACUUUCUCCAAGAACUAAUGAGAUGAGAAGAAAAGAAUAUCACCUUAUGUAGAGGGAACUUCUCCAACUUCUAUACUUUUUCUCAAAGAAGAAACCAUAUUGGUUUGUCCAACCAUCUUCAUCUUGGAUUAAAGUCUCAUAACCAGUGAAGAGAAAUGACUGUACUUCAUAUUCUGGGAUUGGAAAUUAGUUUAAACCCAUUCCAGUUUUUUCAUGGUAGCCACCCAUCCAGAGAGCAAUCAGUUGUUGGCCAUGUGAUUCUCUACUCCGAGGGUUGAAUGUUAUAAAAUAUACUUUGUCACUCUGCUUAUCACUUGGAACAUGACAGUGGGACUUGAGUUGGGAUUUGAAAUUACUUUGGCCUAUCACUUCAUGAACUCUUUUAUAUGAUAACUUUGUGAUUUGUAGGUCCUACCUAGCAGAUAUGUUAGGUAGGUUUCCCAUGCCUCAGUACCACUUUAAUGCCACAACUCUACACCAAGUCCUCUUCCUGCCAUUAGAGAUAAUGACUAUAGUCUUACUAAUUUAGCCCUUUCUUUGACAAUAGGGAUCAAAUUAACAUUGACUGGUUUUUUAUUACCUUUAUUUUAUGGUCUUCCUUUGCCCCUUACUCCCCUCCCUCCCCCCCCCCACCCCCCAAUCUAAGGUAAUAACUAAAUCUUAAAAUAUUCACGUGAGGGGCAGCUGUAUAACUUGACCAAAAUCACCUUACUAGGAAAAAUGUCUAAAGUAACUGUUUAAACGCAGGUCUUCCCAUUCAAGAUCACCAUCUAUAACAACACACAAGGCAGAGAGGUUUUAGCCAAGAUUUCACAUAGGGUCUAAGUCAUUAAGCCCACCCUUAUGUGUCUAUGAGAGGAGGAAAAGAAACAAGUGUUAAUCACUUACGUGUUGAACAUUUUAUAACUGUUCUUUUUUGGGUUUGUCUUGAAAACAUCAUAGGAACUUUAUUCCCUUUUCUAGGCAGCUUUUGAAUCCGUCUCGCUUUCUGGUACACUAAAGAUGCAGACUAGACGGGCACUUGAGAAAGAUAAAGCAACAGAAUUCUUACCUAGCCUGUCAUUUUGUGAAGUCUGGUGAUGAAUGCAUUAUAUAUAAAUAUUUUUUUUUUUUUUACAAGAAACCAGUUACCAGUUGUUCUCUUUUCAAUGAAAAAGAAUAAGCAAGUUUGAAUUUUUGGACUUUUAAAGCCUGAUGGAAAAUUAAGUGGGUUUGUGCUAAUUUUAUGGCUGCUAAUGGUUUGAAACUAAGUGGGGAAUUAAGCCAAGGACUCCUCUUUCCCAGUUUAUACCACUUUCUGGGAACUGUCUGGCAUACUUUAUUUUUUUUGCUGAGGCACUUAGGAUUGUGACUUGCCCAGGGUCACACAGCCAGGAAGUGUUUAAGUGUCUGAGUCCAAAUUUGAACUCAUGUUCUCCUGAUUUUGGGGCUGGUGCUCUAUCCACUGUGCCACCUAGUUGUCUCUAUCUGAGAAACUUUUGUUAGCGGUCCCUGUCUUUUCAAAUCUCAUCAAUUUAAUGGCCAUAUUAAAUUAUAUAACUAGAAAUGCAAAAGGAUGCCAUUUUUACUAAUUGAAAUGAUUUGUGCAGAUUAAAAACUUCCCAUA